Molecule: messenger RNA, 1537 nt
Organism: Salmo salar (Atlantic salmon)
Lineage: Eukaryota; Metazoa; Chordata; Actinopteri; Salmoniformes; Salmonidae
Source: RefSeq, a predicted model, not a curated record
AUGUCAGGAUUUGUGGAGGUUAACUCUAGUGUCGCUACAGCUAACUCUGGUGCCGCUACAGCUAACUCUGGUGCCGCUACAGCUAGCUCUGGUGCAGCUACAGCUAGCUCUGGUGCCUCUACAGCUAGCUCUGGUGCCGCUACAGCUAACUCUGGUGCAGCUACAGCUAACUCUGGUGCCUCUACAGCUAACUCUGGUGCCGCUACAGCUAACUCUGGUGCCGCUACAGCAAACUGUGGUGCAGCUACAGCUAACUAUGGUGCAGCUACAGCUAACUCUGGUGCCACUACAGCUAGCUCUGGUGCCGCUACAGCUAACUCUGGUGCCGCUACAGCUAACUCUGGUGCCGCUACAGCUAACUCUGGUGCCUCUACAGCUAACUCUGGUGCCUCUACAGCUAACUCUGGUGCAGCUACAGCUAGCUCUGGUGCUGCUACAGCUAACUCUGGUGCAGCUACAGCUAGCUCUGGUGCUGCUGCAGCUAACUCUGGUGCCUCUACAGCUAACUCUGGUGCAUCUACAGCUAACUCUGCCACUACAGCUAACUCUGGUGCCACUACAGCUAACUCUGGUGCCGCUACAGCUAACUCUGGUGCCGCUACAGCUAACUCUGGUGCCACUACAGCUAACUCUGGUGCCUCUACAGCUAACUCUGAUGCCUCUACAGCUAACUCUGGUGCCUCUACAGCUAACUCUGGUGCCUCUACAGCUAACUCUGGUGCCGCUACAGCUAACUCUGGUGCCUCUACAGCUAACUCUGGUGCCGCCGCUACAGCUAACUCUGGUGCCUCUACAGCUAACUCUGGUGCCUCUACAGCUAACUCUGGUGCCGCUACAGCUAACUCUGGUGCCGCUACAGCUAACUCUGGUGCCUCUACAGCUCACUCUGGUGCCUCUACAGCUCACUCUGGUGCCACUACAGCUAACUCUGGUGCCACUACAGCUAACUCUGGUGCCGCUACAGCUAACUCUGGUGCCUCUACAGCUCACUCUGGUGCCUCUACAGCUCACUCUGGUGCCACUACAGCUAACUCUGGUGCUACUACAGCUAACUCUGGUGCCUCUACAGCUAACUCUGGUGCCGCUACAGCUAACUCUGGUGCCACUACAGCGAACUCUGGUGCCUCUACAGCUAACUCUGGUGCCGCUACAGCUAACUCUGGUGCCUCUACAGCUAACUCUGGUGCCUCUACAGUAGUACAGAUGCUGUGCAUGGUCCCUGAUCAAGUACAUUGUAAGUGACUUGAAGUUCCCCAUAUCAUCAAGUCCUUCACGUUGUGUUAAUCCAACCCUUGGGUUAGUAAAUGUUAUUAAUACGUGGCAGAGUGUAUAAAUCUAAAAAAUUAGGCACCACAUCUCUCACACUCUCCCAGAUGUAGAGUUCCUCCAUUUAAGCAGAUAGUAGCUGGACACCAAAGGGGUUUUAAUCAUUGGUAAUUGAAGACCCUGCUGGGAGCAAAUGAGCCUGACAGCAGAGACAGCAGAUUCUCCUGCCAUUUGCUCUCUCUGGCUGUACAUAUUCACUGCAGCACCGCCC